Messenger RNA from Branchiostoma floridae (Florida lancelet), 1407 nucleotides. RefSeq names its product ribosome biogenesis protein NSA2 homolog. The transcript has 9 exons. The record is from RefSeq and is a predicted model, not a curated record. Bases 166 to 948 code for a protein of 260 amino acids. NCBI's taxonomy places the organism in Eukaryota, Metazoa, Chordata, Leptocardii, Amphioxiformes, Branchiostomatidae. Gene Ontology annotation, cellular component: nucleolus; preribosome, large subunit precursor. Gene Ontology annotation, biological process: maturation of LSU-rRNA; maturation of 5.8S rRNA.
AAUGAAAUGUAUGUUUCCCGUUAUGUUCAAUAAACAAAAUCGAUUGUGUAUUUUCCAUGUGCCAAUGUGAUCACCCUCAACGAGAACGAGGCUUGUGAAAGCCAGAAUCAGGAAGGAGAAAAUUCGCUGUUGGAAAAAAGACGAAAGGAUCCAAAAAACCCCACCAUGCCUCAGAACGAGCAUAUAGAACUGCACAGGAAGAGACAUGGGUACCGACUGGAUUACCAUGAAAGAAAACGCAAAAAAGAAGCUCGGAGGCCUCAUGAGAUGGCAGAGAAGGCCAAGAAACUCAAAGGACUCAAGGCAAAACUGUACAACAAGAAGAGACAUGCUGAGAAGGUACAGAUGAAGAAAACGUUGAAGAUGCAUGAAGAGAGGAAGACAAAAGAGCGUAAGGAUGACAAGGUUCCCCAGGGAGCUGUCCCUGCAUACCUGCUGGACCGGGAGGGUCAGUCUCGUGCCAAGGUUCUCUCCAACAUGAUCAAGCAGAAGAGGAAAGAAAAAGCGGGAAAGUGGGAGGUGCCUCUGCCCAAGGUACGAGCCCAGUCAGAAGCAGAGGUCUUCAGGGUCGUCAAAACAGGCAAAUCUAAAAAAAAAGCCUGGAAACGUAUGGUCACCAAGGUAACAUACGUGGGAGAGGGAUUUACCAGAAAACCUCCUAAGUACGAGAGAUUCAUUAGACCAAUGGGCUUGAGAUUUAAGAAGGCACAUGUAACACAUCCUGAGCUGAAGGCCACCUUCUGUCUCCCCAUCAUCGGUGUGAAGAAGAACCCAACCUCUCCCCUCUACACCUCCCUGGGAGUCAUCACUAAAGGCACAGUCAUAGAAGUUAAUGUGUCCGAAUUGGGCCUGGUCACACAAGGAGGAAAAGUCAUCUGGGGUAAAUAUGCUCAGGUUACCAACAACCCAGAAAAUGAUGGCUGCAUCAAUGCUGUGCUGUUGGUAUGAGAAGUGCUUGUUGUGGGAUAUGCAGAGGAAAACAACAACUACAGAAGGAUAUGUACUUGUAAAUGAUGUUCCUGUAGUUCUGACAAAAUGCGUUGUGACCAUCCCUGGGCUUCUCCUCAGAAAAAUAGAGGAAGUUUGUGCUCAUGAGGAGGAGCUGAGGUCAUAACCAUGUGUUUCAACGCCAUUAUUCUAUCCUUUACAGUAUUUCUAGAUCACUCACCAACAUCCUUUGUCUGAUGUUGUUUACAAAAGUUAUUUACGGGGAUAACAUACAUAUACAACAUGUAAUUGUUUUCACUGAAAGUGAUGUCUGAAGUUAUUUUGAAGGCUAUAGUGUGCAAACUAUUGAGUAUCUGUAAGACACCUUCAGCCACCAGUAUGUUUAACUGAAGAGUAUGAAGAGGAGGGGUGCUUCUACCAGCCUCUAGAUAUUGUAAAUAAAGGAUAUAUCAGACUUCA